AAGAGAGAAAAGUUCGAGGAGCAUGAAGGAAGUUUGAAGUGGCUACUGGAAAGAAUUGGAGACACCGCUAAGCAGCACUGAGGGCCCAGAGAGACUGAGUGAAGGAGAGGAGUAGAGGGAGAGAGAGAAUCUUAAGCAGGCUCCACACUCAGUGUGGACCCCAAUGCGGGUUGAUCCCACAACACUGGAUGGUGACCUGAGCUGAAAUCAAGAAUCAGACGCUCAGCCGAUUGAACCACCCAGAUGCCCCAAGACUUCUCUUGUUUUAUUGACCAGACUAUUGCUUCAUCUUGAUCUGAAUGACAGAAGGCAGCCAUCUACAGGGCCAUGGAAUACAAAACAAGUCCCCAUCUGCAGAGAAAUUGCUAAGUAAUCACAUUGUGUCAGUUGCUGCAGUGAAACUUGAAACCUGAUCAGUGAAGAAGCUUGCAAUUUAACAGAAAACAAGGCAUACCAGGAUCUUCUGCUCCAGAUAUACUUUGAGGAUUCUAGUCUCUUUUUGAAAAUGCCCUGACAUUCCUGUUGAGUGGUGAUUUUAUGCAAUGGCUUCAAGCCACAGUUCUUCACCAGUGCCUCAAGGAAGCAGCAGAGAUGUUUUCUUUAAAAAAGAGGUAGAUCCAACAAAACACAUUCGACCUGUGCAGUCACUGCCAGAUGUAUGUCCCAAGGAGCCCACAGGUGAUUCAAAUAGUUUAUGUGUUACCCCAUCUCUAGUUACAGAUCAACAUAGAUGGACUAUAUAUCAUUCCAAAGUAAACCUCCCAGCAGCAUUAAAUGAUCCUAGAUUAGCAAAAAGAGAAUCUGACUUCUUCACAAAAACAUGGGGAUUGGACUUUGUGGACACUGAAGUCAUACCUUCAUUCUACCUCCCACAGAUCAGCAAGGAACAUUUUACAGUGUAUCAACAGGAAAUCUCUCAGAAAGAGAAGACUCAUGAGAGAUGCAAGAAUAUUUGUCCUCCUAAAGAUACUUUUGACAGGACUCUCUUACAUACUCAUGAUAAAUCCAGGACAGAUCUGGAGCAAGUACCUAAGAUUUUUAUGAAACCAGAUUUUGCCUUGGACGAUUCCUUAACUUUUAAUUCAGUUUUACCAUGGUCUCAUUUUAAUACUGCUGGUGGAAAAGGAAAUCGUGAUGCAGCUUCCUCAAAGUUGCUACAAGAAAAGCUGAGCCAUUAUCUGGAUAUUGUGGAAGUAAACAUUGCUCACCAGAUCUCUCUACGUUCAGAAGCAUUUUUUCAUGCUAUGACCUCUCAACACGAAUUGCAGGACUACCUCAAGAAAACUUCCCAGGCUGUAAAAAUGCUUCGAGAUAAAAUUGCACAGAUUGAUAAAGUAAUGUGUGAAGGAUCACUACACAUUUUAAGACUGGCACUUACCAGAAAUAAUUGUGUUAAAGUGUACAAUAAACUCAAGUUAAUGGCCACUGUACACCAAACUCAGCCUACAGUACAGGUGUUGUUAUCCACUUCUGAAUUUGUUGGAGCAUUGGACUUAAUAGCAACAACACAAGAGGUUCUACAGCAGGAACUUCAGGGCAUUCACAGCUUCCGGCAUUUGGGAUCACAACUUUGUGAAUUGGAAAAACUGAUAGAUAAAAUGAUGAUUGCAGAGUUUUCUACUUAUUCUCAUAGUGACUUAAACAGACCACUGGAUGAUGACUGUCAAAUUUUAGAAGAGGAAAGACUUGUAUCUCUUGUAUUUGGACUUUUAAAACAAAGAAAACUUAAUUUUUUAGAAAUCUAUAGUGAAGAAAUGAUUAUUACAGCAAAGAAUAUCAUUAAACAGUGUGUGAUUAAUAAAGUUUCACAAAUAGAAGAAAUUGACACAGAUGUUAUUGUGAAGCUUGCAGAUCAGAUGAGAAUGUUGAAUUUUCCUCAGUGGUUUGAUUUGCUGAAGGACAUUUUCUCUAAGUUUACAAUUUUCCUACAAAGAGUUAAGGCAACGUUAAAUAUCAUUCACAGCGUUGUUCUCUCAGUUCUUGACAAAAACCGAAGGACCAGGGAAUUGGAAGAGAUUUCACAACAGAAGAAUGCUGCAAAAGACAAUUCACUGGACACAGAAGUGGCUUAUUUAAUCCAUGAAGGCUUGUUUAUAAGUGAUGCAUUCAGUGAGAGUGAAUUAACACCUAUAGCAAUCGACACUACCUCUCAAAGAAAUGCAUCUCCAAAUAGUGAGCCCUGCAGCAGUGAUUCGGUAUCCGAACCAGAAUGUACUACUGAUUCUUCAUCCAGCAAAGAGCAGACAUCAUCAUCUGCUACUCCAGGAGGUGUGGAUAUGAUGGUCAAUGAAGACAUGAAAUUAACUGAUUUAGAGCUAGAAAAACUGGCAAAUAAUAUCCAGGAGUUAUUGUAUAGUGCCUCAGAUAUAUGCCAUGAUCGAGCCGUCAAGUUUCUCAUGUCAAGAGCAAAGGAUGGUUUUCUUGAGAAGCUAAAUUCCACGGAAUUCAUAACACUUUCUAGAUUAAUGGAAACAUUCAUUUUAGAUACUGAACACAUCUGUGGAAGAAAAAGCAUGUCAUUACUUGGAGCACUUCAGAGUCAAGCUAAUAAAUUUGUAAACAGGUUUCAUGAAGAGAGAAAAACUAAGCUGAGCCUCCUCUUAGACAAUGAGCGCUGGAAGCAAGCUGAUGUUCCUGCAGAAUUUCAGGAUCUUGUUGAUUCUAUAUCAGAUGGAAAGAUUGCUUUACCUGAAAAAAAGUCAGGGGUUACGGAAGAAAGAAAACCAGCUGAAGUUCUCAUUGUAGAGGGACAACAAUAUGCUGUCGUUGGAACUGUAUUGCUGUUGAUAAGAAUUAUCCUUGAAUAUUGCCAGUGUGUGGAUAAUAUCCCAUCUGUUACUACUGACAUGCUUACUCGUCUGUCAGAUUUAUUGAAGUACUUCAAUUCAAGAAGUUGCCAGUUAGUUCUUGGAGCUGGUGCACUGCAAGUUGUUGGAUUAAAAACAAUAACUACAAAAAAUUUGGCUCUAUCUUCACGUUGUUUGCAGUUAAUUGUGCACUACAUUCCUGUUAUCCGGGCUCAUUUUGAAGCUCGACUACAGCCUAAGCAGUAUAGCAUGCUUAGGCAUUUUGAUCACAUCACUAAGGACUACCAUGACCACAUCGCUGAAAUAUCAGCUAAGCUUGUAGCGAUAAUGGAUAGCUUAUUUGACAAGCUGUUAUCCAAGUAUGAGGUGAAAGCUCCCGUUCCUUCUGCCUGUUUCAGGAAUAUUUGUAAGCAAAUGGCAAAAAUGCAUGAAGCUAUAUUUGAUCUUCUUCCAGAAGAACAAACACAAAUGUUAUUUUUAAGAAUUAAUGCAAGUUAUAAACUCCACUUGAAAAAACAGUUAUCUCAUUUAAAUGUGAUAAAUGAUGGAGGACCUCAAAAUGGGUUGGUCACAGCAGAUGUAGCUUUUUACACUGGAAAUCUUCAAGCCUUAAAAGGCCUUAAAGAUUUGGACCUAAAUAUGUCCGAGAUCUGGGAACAGAAGAGGUGAUGACAUACUGGAAAACUGGGUAGCUCAUCUGACCAUGGGAUGUGUAUGUUUGUGAAGAAAAUAUGGAUGCCUGUGAUUCAAGAACUGAACCUGGAACCCAGAGUGAACGGGAUAGGGGAAGGGGGAAAGGAAAGUAUCAGUGUUGGGAAACUGGGAUUCAGUGGGAUCUACAAGGAAUGCCAUUUUUAUGCUUCCUUCAGUGAGGAGUAACUGAUCAGGUGUCUAUAACAUUUUUCAUUCUCUCUGGAAACAGACUCAGGUUUCUUUGGACCAAAUCCAAAAGAACACAUAGCUGUAACACAGCUGUAGUUGACUAGAAUGCUCUGUAUACUUUAUAUUAAAAAAUGCUUUGCAUUUCUUCCAGUGCAAUGAAAUUCAUAUGGUGUCCCACCUUAUUUAAUGAUGGUACAAUUUAAAAUAUUAAAAUCUUAGUCAACCUCUGUAGAAAGUUUUCUCUAUGAAAGUAAAGCUGUUUGAAAAAUUAUUUUUUUACACAGAUCUUUCUAUGAAAAAUAAACAUCUUUUGAUUGCUUGGAUUUAGGAACUCAGUUUUUGUUUUAGUGACCAAUGUCAAGUUUCAGGCCUCGUGUGUCACGUAUUUAAUCUUUCUACCACCACUGUAUGUCAUCUGAGUAAAGCCUUCCAGAAUAGUCUAAAUACUUGAAAGUCUGAUCACAGUAAUAAUUAAAGAAAAAGAUAUUGGCAUUUAUUUAUGUAACUACUAAUUUAAAUACUUUUCAGAAGGGGUAUGUGAAAGGCUGCAGUUUAAUAGCUGUAUUUUUAUACAAGUAUCUAUGAAGGGUUGGUUUGUGGGUUUUUUUGCCUUUUUAUUUCUAGCAAAUGGUUAGAAUACAUUUUCAUAUAUUCUGAGUAUUUAUGAGUUCUCAUUUUAACAUUUAGAUAACAGAUGAAGUAUGGCCCCCUUGGGUUUUUGUUUUUGAGUUACUUUUGACAUGUAUAUGAACAAAGACCAGGGAGAAAUGGAACUUUUAAAAUAUAGGCUGCUGUUCUGCGGCCAGAAAUAUAAGGUGAUGAGUAAGUUAUUUAAAGAUUUUAUAAUACCUACCUUCAAAAUUAGAAUCAGCAGCACUCCACAAAUGAAAGUGCCUGUGCCUCACCUCACACCGGGAGUCUUGCCUAACCCCGUCAGAGUGCCUAAUCUUGUUGUGAUUAUGUACAAUGAAAUAAUAGUCUUAUUUUGUGCUCUUCCAUUUCCUAAAAGGAAAGCCUGUUUUCUUUAUCAUUACUAAGGUAUGUCAUUGGUUCUUAAACUGUCUAAAAUAAAGCUGUAAAAAAUUA
Molecule: messenger RNA, 4775 nt
Organism: Panthera uncia (snow leopard)
Lineage: Eukaryota; Metazoa; Chordata; Mammalia; Carnivora; Felidae
Gene: VPS54
Product: VPS54 subunit of GARP complex
Exons: 25
Coding region: 543-3476 (977 amino acids)
Biological process (GO): retrograde transport, endosome to Golgi; Golgi to vacuole transport
Cellular component (GO): GARP complex
Molecular function (GO): syntaxin binding
Source: RefSeq, a predicted model, not a curated record